Schistocerca serialis cubense is the source of this 1866-nucleotide messenger RNA. RefSeq names its product G-protein coupled receptor-associated sorting protein 1-like. The coding region runs from base 1 to 1866 and encodes 621 amino acids. Lineage: Eukaryota; Metazoa; Arthropoda; Insecta; Orthoptera; Acrididae. The record is from RefSeq and is a predicted model, not a curated record. The transcript is spliced from 3 exons.
AUGGAAAGUGAGGCUCAAAUGAAAAGUGAGGCUCAAAUGAAAAGUGAGGCUCAAAUGAAAAGUGAGGCUCAAAUGAAAAGUGAGGCUCAAAUGAAAAGUGAGGCUCAAAUGAAAAGUGAGGCUCAAAUGAAAAGUGAGGCUCAAAUGAAAAGUGAGGCUCAAAUGAAAAGUGAGGCUCAAAUGAAAAGUGAGGCACAAAUAAAAAGUGGGGCGCAAAUAAAAAGUGGGGCGCAAAUAAAAAGUGGGGCGCAAAUAAAAAGUGGGGCGCAAAUAAAAAGUGGGGCGCAAAUAAAAAGUGAGGCGCAAAUAAAAAGUGGGGCGCAAAUAAAAAGUGGGGCGCAAAUAAAAAGUGGGGCGCAAAUAAAAAGUGGGGCGCAAAUAAAAAGUGGGGCGCAAAUAAAAAGUGGGGCGCAAAUAAAAAGUGGGGCGCAAAUAAAAAGUGGGGCGCAAAUAAAAAGUGGGGCGCAAAUAAAAAGUGGGGCGCAAAUAAAAAGUGGGGCGCAAAUAAAAAGUGGGGCGCAAAUAAAAAGUGGGGCGCAAAUAAAAAGUGGGGCGCAAAUAAAAAGUGGGGCGCAAAUAAAAAGUGGGGCGCAAAUAAAAAGUGAGGCGCAAAUAAAAAGUGAGGCGCAAAUAAAAAGUGAGGCGCAAAUAAAAAGUGAGGCGCAAAUAAAAAGUGAGGCGCAAAUAAAAAGUGAGGCGCAAAUAAAAAGUGAGGCGCAAAUAAAAAGUGAGGCGCAAAUAAAAAGUGAGGCGCAAAUAAAAAGUGAGGCGCAAAUAAAAAGUGAGGCGCAAAUAAAAAGUGAGGCGCAAAUAAAAAGUGAGGCGCAAAUAAAAAGUGAGGCGCAAAUAAAAAGUGAGGCGAGUGUAAAAAGUGAGGCGCAAAUAAAAAGUGAGGCGCAAAUACAAAGUGAGGCGCAAAUACAAAGUGAGGCGCAAAUACAAAGUGAGGCGCAAAUACAAAGUGAGGCGCAAAUACAAAGUGAGGCGCAAAUACAAAGUGAGGCGCAAAUACAAAGUGAGGCGCAAAUACAAAGUGAGGCGCAAAUACAAAGUGAGGCGCAAAUACAAAGUGAGGCGCAAAUACAAAGUGAGGCGCAAAUACAAAGUGAGGCGCAAAUACAAAGUGAGGCGCAAAUACAAAGUGAGGCGCAAAUACAAAGUGAGGCGCAAAUACAAAGUGAGGCGCAAAUACAAAGUGAGGCGCAAAUACAAAGUGAGGCGCAAAUACAAAGUGAGGCGCAAAUACAAAGUGAGGCGCAAAUACAAAGUGAGGCGCAAAUACAAAGUGAGGCGCAAAUACAAAGUGAGGCGCAAAUACAAAGUGAGGCGCAAAUACAAAGUGAGGCGCAAAUACAAAGUGAGGCGCAAAUACAAAGUGAGGCGCAAAUACAAAGUGAGGCGCAAAUACAAAGUGAGGCGCAAAUACAAAGUGAGGCGCAAAUACAAAGUGAGGCGCAAAUACAAAGUGAGGCGCAAAUACAAAGUGAGGCGCAAAUACAAAGUGAGGCGCAAAUACAAAGUGAGGCGCAAAUACAAAGUGAGGCGCAAAUACAAAGUGAGGCGCAAAUACAAAGUGAGGCGCAAAUACAAAGUGAGGCGCAAAUACAAAGUGAGGCGCAAAUACAAAGUGAGGCGCAAAUACAAAGUGAGGCGCAAAUACAAAGUGAGGCGCAAAUACAAAGUGAGGCGCAAAUACAAAGUGAGGCGCAAAUACAAAGUGAGGCGCAAAUACAAAGUGAGGCGCAAAUACAAAGUGAGGCGCAAAUACAAAGUGAGGCGCAAAUACAAAGUGAGGCGCAAAUACAAAGUGAGGCGCAAAUACAAAGUGAGGCGCAAAUACAAAGUGAGGCGCAAAUACAAAAGUAA